Molecule: messenger RNA, 1216 nt
Organism: Drosophila obscura
Lineage: Eukaryota; Metazoa; Arthropoda; Insecta; Diptera; Drosophilidae
Product: replication factor C subunit 4
Exons: 3
Coding region: 83-1150 (355 amino acids)
Biological process (GO): DNA-templated DNA replication; DNA repair
Cellular component (GO): nucleus; DNA replication factor C complex
Molecular function (GO): ATP hydrolysis activity; ATP binding; DNA clamp loader activity
Source: RefSeq, a predicted model, not a curated record
GGCGUCUCACGACGCGGCAAAACUUGCGUCUGUGUAGAUUUGUUGCUUGCACAUUUGAAAAUUUAACAAAAUUUGCAUUGAGAUGCAGGCAUUUUUGAAAACUGGAAAGUCUGGCGGAAGCAGCAGCAGCGCGGACAAAGCCCAAGGCGGUGCCGUGGAGCGUCGCAAGCCGCCGGCUCCAUGGGUGGAGAAAUAUCGCCCACGAAGCGUGGAUGAUGUUGUCGAGCAGUCGGAGGUGGUGGCCGUGCUCCGGAAGUGUGUGGAGGGCGCUGAUCUGCCCAAUAUGCUGCUCUACGGUCCACCCGGCACGGGCAAAACGAGCACCAUCCUGGCAGCAGCCCGCCAGAUCUUUGGCGACAUGUACAAGGAUCGCAUACUCGAGCUGAACGCCUCCGAUGAGCGUGGCAUCAAUGUGGUGCGCACCAAAAUCAAGAACUUCUCCCAGCUAUCGGCCAGCCAUGUGCGUCCCGAUGGCCGCCCAGUGCCUCCAUUCAAGAUCAUCAUCCUGGACGAGGCCGACUCGAUGACGCAUGCCGCUCAGUCCGCCCUGCGACGGACCAUGGAGAAGGAGAGCAGCAGCACACGCUUCUGCCUUAUUUGCAACUAUGUGACGCGCAUCAUUGUGCCCAUUACGUCGCGCUGCUCCAAGUUUCGCUUCAAGCCGCUCGGCGAGGAGAAGAUCAUUGCCCGGCUGCAGCACAUUUGUGAGCUGGAGAGCGUCAAAAUCGAUCCAGAUGCUUACAAAACGAUUGUCAAGAUAUCCGGCGGCGAUCUGCGUCGUGCCAUAACCACACUGCAGUCAUGCUUCCGUCUCCGGGGCUCAGAGCACACCAUCAACACCGUCGAUCUGUUCGAAAUGUCUGGCGUCAUACCGGACUACUAUCUGGAGGACUACAUGGAAGUGUGCCGCUCGGGGAACUAUGAGCGUCUCGAGCAGUUUGUACGCGAAAUCGGCUAUUCGGCGUACAGUGUCGGCCAGAUGAUGGAACAAUUGGUGGAGUUUAUUGUCCAUCAUACGAACCUCACCGAUCCGCAGAAGGCAAAGAUCUGCGAGAAGUUGGGCGAAUGCUGCUUUCGUCUGCAGGAUGGCGGCUCCGAGUACUUGCAGAUUAUGGAUCUUGGCUGCUGCAUCAUUCUAGCCCUGAAAUGAACCCCACACAAUCGAAACAAUGUUUUUUUUUUCACUACGGAAGAUGUUGAAAAUAUACUUUAAUAA